Messenger RNA from Harpegnathos saltator (Jerdon's jumping ant), 2791 nucleotides. Its product is annotated as cationic amino acid transporter 2. Gene Ontology annotation, cellular component: plasma membrane. The record is from RefSeq and is a predicted model, not a curated record. The transcript has 13 exons. Gene Ontology annotation, biological process: L-arginine import across plasma membrane; L-ornithine transmembrane transport. Lineage: Eukaryota; Metazoa; Arthropoda; Insecta; Hymenoptera; Formicidae. Gene Ontology annotation, molecular function: L-arginine transmembrane transporter activity; L-lysine transmembrane transporter activity; L-ornithine transmembrane transporter activity. The coding region runs from base 255 to 2399 and encodes 714 amino acids.
CUUAAUUACUCUCAGAGCAGUUUGUGUCAGUCCAAAGUUCAAAUCAGCUCAGUACGCUGUUAGGUACAACGAUUCUAGUAACAUCGAACAAAAAACUAUCGUCUAGUGAGUAAUCAAGAUAAAAAAACAUCAUACGAUAAUCGAUUUUGUAAGAUAAAAACAAUCGAUGUCAAAAUAAUCGAAGUGAUAUCACCCAUCCCUACUGUCAAUUGCGUUCAAAGUUAAUAAUUGCUCGUUAUCUCACGUGCGGUAAAAUGCCAGACUUUAACUGGCGUAUCGUGCUGCUUGUUAUCUGUUGCGUAUCAUUCGGCCACGCCCUGGAGUGUUACGUUUGUACAAAUCAGGAGGGUAAUCAAGACAAAUGCCUAAAUACUAUCAAAACCUGCGAACAAGAUCAAGACGUCUGCUACACGGAAAUCAAAUGGGGAAGUACGCCAUAUUGGUCACAGGGUGCAAAGAAACAAUUUUAUGUCUCUAAAAAAUGUUCUACCAAAAAGGAAUGUGAAAGGCUACAGCGUAAUAAUAUGCCUGACUGCACGCAUAUAUGGUAUCAGGACUGGAAGUGUUCAGAUUGUUGUCAGGGUGACAGGUGUAAUUAUUAUGUUAUACUGUACAACAUGAAGUGGAAAUUUAGCAGCGUGUACAAGGCAUUUAGCCGCAAGAAGAUGAUGGAUGUCACCAUGGACACGCAGCUAGCACGGUAUUUGUCAGCUGUCGAUCUCACGGCCUUGGGAAUCGGCGCUACCCUGGGAGUGGGUGUCUACGUCCUGGCAGGAUCCGUUUCAAAGUCCACUGCAGGUCCCGCGGUGGUGAUUUCAUUCGCUAUCGCCGCGGUAGCAUCGAUGUUUGCAGGUAUCUGUUAUGCCGAGUUCGGCGCGCGAGUACCACGAGCUGGAUCCGCGUACGUUUACAGCUAUGUCACGAUGGGCGAAUUCGUGGCGUUUAUCAUCGGCUGGACUCUGGUUUUGGAGUAUGUAAUUGGUGUAGCCAGCGUGGUGCGGGCCCUCAGCGAGUACAUCGAUACGCUGUCCAAUAACACGAUGAAGAACGCCUUUACGUCAGCGGCGCCGAUCAAUGUUGAAUACAUGUCAUCGUACCCGGACUUUUUCGCUUUCGGCAUCACCUUGGUAUUUGCAGCUGCGGUUGCCUUUGGAGCCAAGGAAUCCUCGUUCGCGAACAAUAUCUUCACCCUAGUGAAUCUCGCGGUCGUGCUCUUCGUCGUGAUUGCUGGAUCCUUCAAAGCUGACAUUAAUAACUGGAAAACAAAACCCGAGUGCACGAAGAAUAAUUGCCCCUAUGGAACCGGCGGAUUCGCUCCUUACGGUGUAUCAGGCAUCAUAGCCGGAGCAGCAAAAUGCUUCUACGGAUUCAUCGGUUUCGAUUGCGUGGCUACCACUGGAGAAGAGGCCAAAAACCCGCAAAGAUCCAUUCCAAUUGCCAUCGUGGCCUCGCUGUUGAUUGUCUUCUUGGCAUACUUCGGCGUCUCAGCUGUGCUCACCACCGUGCUGCCUUAUUACGAACAAAAUGCCAAAGCACCGUUCCCACAUAUGUUCGAUAAAGUAGGAUGGGAGUGGGCGAAAUGGCUUGUAUCGGUCGGCGCGAUAUGCGGACUUUGCGCCAGUUUGUUAGGCUCAAUGUUUCCGCUGCCGCGGGUGAUCUACGCCAUGGCUUCGGAUGGGUUGAUAUUCGCGUGGAUGGGUAAAAUAAGCUCACGAUUCCAGACACCGCUGAUGGGCACGUUCAUAGCCGGACUUUUCACAGGUGUUCUAGCGGCGGUCUUCGAUCUGGAGCAGUUGAUCGACAUGAUGAGUAUCGGCACGUUACUCGCGUACUCGAUCGUUGCAGCUUGCGUGCUUAUCCUACGAUACGAAGAGAGUGAAGAGUAUGAGAAAAAAGGUGAUCGUGAUCCGAGGACGUUCGUAUUCAUCAUCAAGCAAUUAGUGAAUGCGAAUAAAUUGAGGUACUCCACGAAACUCACCGCGCAGAUCGUUACUGCUCUCGUGCUUUGCUACGUCAUCCUGUGUAUCUGCAUCUCUCUUCUCAUAUCGAUGUGCAGCACAGAGAUCGGUGCCGGUAAAGCGAUAUUCAUCGUGCCACUCGUAAUACUGGCCGCUGCGCUUGUAGUUACGCUCUGCUUUAUGUACCUUCAACCAGUUUCCGGCAAGAAGCUUUCGUUUACGGUGCCGCUAGUGCCAUUUUUACCGGCAGUCAGCAUCCUUUUCAAUAUUUAUUUAAUGAUGAUGCUGGACUCACUGACAUGGAUACGAUUCGCCGUGUGGACAGCAAUUGGUCUGUGCAUAUAUUUCUUUUACGGCGUAUGGCACAGUAAUAUACGACAAAGAAAAUUGGCAACAAAGGUAACCGACAGUAACGGCGAAUGGAGAAGCGCUGAUAGCUAAAGUGUCACUACGUAAUGAGACAAGAAUAAAUACAUCGCAAGUGUCAACAUAUCUCGUUAUAUUUCACUUUAAUUUAUUAAUUAGACUGUAAUGUUGAUCAAUAUCGUAUAAGCUUUAAAAAUAAGAUAUUACAUAAUAACGUAAAUACGAUAUAAGUUCACAAAGUAUUACCUACACCUACACAAAUUCCAAUUUGAGUUUCUUCGAACAUUAAUAGUGUUAAAAUAUACAAGUGGAACUUUAACAACCUUGUUAAAAAUGUAAAAUCUAUACGCACUAAUCUGUAUUAUUGAUAAUUAAACUGAAUAAGUUUAUUCGCAUUUUAAAGAGAAAAAAAAAAGUUGAGAAUGGACAUAUUAAUCAUAAGAAGUUAAGUUACAAUUAUCCUAACA